AUGCAGGCGAAUCGAGGGAAUGCCGAGGCCCUGGGUCGAAAGGCCAAGCUUGCUCGAUCAUAUCAAGAGCUCCUCGACGAAUUCUCGAGCAAGGAUCUCGGCUCCGUCGGCAACUACACCCUCGGUCGUUUGAUAGGAAAAGGCUCAUUUGGCAAGGUCUACUUGGCCACCCACAAGCUCACCAAUGGCUCCAAGGUCGUUCUCAAGUCUGCGAACAAAGGCGACUCGAACCUCGCUCGAGAAAUCCACCACCAUCGACAGUUCGUCCACCCUCACAUUGCCAGAUUAUACGAGGUCAUAGUCACGGAAAAUUUGGUCUGGUUAGUUCUGGAAUACUGUGCUGGUGAUGAAUUGUACAACUACCUGCUAGAACACGGCCCUCUUCCCGUCCACAAAGUCCAGAAAAUCUUUGCCCAGCUCGUUGGCGCUGUCGCCUACGUACAUCAGCAAUCAUGCGUCCACCGCGAUCUGAAGCUAGAGAACAUUCUGUUUGACAAGCAUGAAAAUGUUAAGCUUGUUGAUUUUGGUUUCACGAGAGAGUACGAGGGCAAGUCGAACCACCUACAGACCUUUUGUGGUACUAUAUGCUACUCGGCACCCGAGAUGCUCAAGGGCGAGAAAUACGCAGGAGAGAAGGUCGAUGUUUGGAGCUUGGGCGUCAUCCUCUACGCUUUGUUGUGCGGAGAACUCCCUUUUGACGAUGACGACGACAACGUUACACGGACGCGAAUUCUGAGCGAAGAACCGAAAUACCCCGACCACUUGCCCUUGGCUGCCAUACCGUUGAUCAAGUCUCUCCUCUCCAAACGGCCCUUGCUCAGGCCUUCGCUUCCGGAAAUUCUGUCGCACCCGUUCCUCGCCGAGCAUGCCCCAACGCAGCACGCGAUUCUUAAGCUGCAACGACCACCACCAUUUGCGACGUCGUUGGAGAAGGAGACCUUGCAGCGCAUGCGAAGCGCGGGCGUCGACAUUGACUCUGUAAUCGAGAGUGUUCUCUCCCAACGGUGCGACGCUUUGGCUGGCUGGUGGACCUUACUCCUUGAGAAGGAGGCGCGGAAAGUGCGCAGAAGAGAGAGGAAACGUCGCGAGCGAGAGGCCGAGAACAGGAGUCUGCGGCGUCUGUCUGCCGCAUCAAGCAGGCUGGAGCGAGUUGCGCCAGUGCUCCAAGAGGUCGAUGAGGAUGGUGGACUGACAAACCGAUUCAUCAGACUCGAGGACGCACCGAUAACACCAAAAGCAAGAGGUCGUUCGGAAAGAAGAAGCGCACACUGUUCUGAUUUUGGAGAUCUGCCCGGUCUCCCAGAACAUAGCAAAGAGAAUGGGAGCCCAAAUAUGGAGGAACCCCCACCCCCGAUUGAUAAGGAUUCGAUCCGGUCUGCUAGUACGUCCAGAAAUCGGCGCCCAGUACCGCCCCCUAAGGAAGGGUUCAUUCGAAGCGCGAGAUCUCGGGGUUCGACCCUUCACCUGGUGACAACUUCGGAAGCCUUGGCUGCUAACGGGACGCCAGAGCGACCCCCUGAACAGCAACAAAAAGUCCGAAAGAAGCCUUCGCAGGCUCUUAUCGCCCAUUGGAAGAACUGGACGCACUGGUUCUUCGAGAACACUCGCCGGGGAAGGAAUGCGAACAAGAGAGGAAGCCACUCGACACCGAACCUCGUCGAUAAGAACGGCAGCACAGGGGGUGGCAGCAAGCAUUCAAAAGACACUAGUCCGCGACCGCAGACGAGUAGACACCCGACAACCGACGGUACGGUAACCCAAGCGAAAGCCGGGCUUCCCCGUGGAGUUACGUCUAAUGGCCGUGUAAACAAGCCACUUCCUGGUCACGGGGGCUCUGGCGGCUUCGGCACCAGUCCAGCAUCGACUGGAACAUCGACACCCGGGCACAUGCCCUCCCGGAUAACUACGAAUUACAAACGACAGUCACUGUCCCCAUCUCCUAUGACACCCCGAUCUACUAUGCGACGCUCUUCAGCAGGACUGCGGGGCCGCAAGUCUACUUCUUCAUCGGUAUCUUCUAUUCGUUCAAUGCCUCACCAUCACCAUUCCCACUCCAAGGCUUCUUCAACAAGCUCCAAUGGGUCUGUGUCCACAUCAAUGUCUAAAAACACGCUACAACGGGGCCAUUCACCUCAUCAUUCUUCUGUCAAGGUUCUACCUGCCACCCCGACAUCCUCGGCAUUUCCGUCCAACAUUCGUCUUGUGCGUGGCCCUGGCCCUCCGGCUCCUCUCGCUUUGUUCAACGAGGGCAUGCCAUCCAGACCAGGAGCAGCGCAAACACCAGGCUCACCAAAUCCUUUCGCACAGGGCGGGGGAAUCUUGUUCGCCAGGCGCAAGCGGAACAUCUUUAAAGGCCCCAUGCUGGCCUUUGGUGGGAAUAAUGCGGGCAGCGCCACGAGGAGCACUAGCUCCAGCCAUUCACGCAGCGCCAGCGCAUCGGGGAUGGGACGCCGAUCUGGUGAAGUCACUAUCCAAGAGGAGGAGGAAGACGACGAGGCAGAGGAAGAGGUCGAAGAGGUGGACGCCUUCAGCCCCGUCGUUGGGGGGCCUGGAGAGCGCAUUGAAGAACAAAUCUACGAGGACGGCGAGGCGCCGGUCAAGAAGACCAAGUCUGCCGACAAAAAGACCGAUGGCCCUCCUGUUACACCAAAGGCAACCUCCCCGCCAGUCCCAACGUGA
Messenger RNA from Colletotrichum truncatum, 2679 nucleotides. RefSeq lists its product as uncharacterized. Gene Ontology annotation, biological process: protein phosphorylation; mitotic spindle organization; regulation of cytokinesis. Lineage: Eukaryota; Fungi; Ascomycota; Sordariomycetes; Glomerellales; Glomerellaceae. Gene Ontology annotation, cellular component: spindle microtubule; spindle midzone; chromosome passenger complex. Gene Ontology annotation, molecular function: protein kinase activity; ATP binding. The record is from RefSeq and is a predicted model, not a curated record.